AUGCCACCUCCCGUGAAACUAGCUAUAAUCGGUGGAGGACCAUCUGCAUUCUAUGUGGCCUCCCGCCUGCUCUCUCUUCUUCCAUUGAAGGAUCCAAUGUCUCCACUACUAAGGGUGCACAUGUACGACCGACUCUGGGCACCUCAUGGUCUCGUCCGCUAUGGCGUUGCACCAGACCAUCCAGAGGUCAAGAAUUGCACGAACAAAUUCGACGCGACUGCAACUGACCCACGUUUCCGUUUCUUCGGAAACGUGAAUGUCGGAAGCAAGGUUCUUCAUUCUAUUCCCCACGCGCUUCAUUUACCCCUGACCUCCAUACUCAACAAUUACUCUCACUUAUUGUUCGCAACGGGAUGUACUAUUCCUACCCUGCACCCCGCAAUCCCUCCGUCUAUCUACUGCAUGCCUGCUUUGUCCCUGGUUCAUUGGUACACACAACACCCAUCUCGGCCGCCACCCCCCGCGCUUGACAAGAUAUCACACCUCACAUUAAUUGGACAAGGAAAUGUGUCACUGGACAUUGCACGUAUUCUUCUGACUUCCCCCUCUGUACUUCGUCAAUAUGAUGUACCAGAGCAUGUUGUCGAAGUUCUAUCCCGUUCUACCGUCAAGCACGUCUCCAUAGUUGGAAGGCGGGGGCCUCUGGAGGUUGCUUUCACUACCAAAGAGCUUCGGGAGAUGAUCAACCUCCCGGAGGCGUCGAUGGUUCCUAUCGAACCCACUUUGCUCGAACCCCCGCCAGGCGUCACGCCAACACGCCAGCAGCGGCGUACGCUCGAGCUACUCCGGAAUGGGUCCAAGAAUCCACCAGGAUCGACGCCCAAAUCCUGGUCGCUCCAUUUUUACCGCUCUCCCACCAGUCUUACUCCUCCAUCUACUGCCUCAGCAUUAGACAUGGCGAAUCUUACCCUUGCUCACACCCGUCUCGAUCCUGCCACUUCUCGUGCAGUGCCCACUGGCGAGACAUCGACUCUUCCUACUUCUCUCGUCGUCACCUCCCUUGGAUUUCAUGCAGAUCCAGAGACGACUUUCUAUGAUCCUGCUAUGCGUCACCUUCGUUCGUCCGCAGGACGUAUUACUUCUUCCGAGGGUUCAGUCUUGAAAAAUAUGUAUGCUUCUGGAUGGGCAGCCAAUGGUGCUAAGGGUGUGCUUGCGUCAACUAUGAUCGAUGCAUAUGCGGUCGCAGGCACCAUUCUCUCUGACAUAGUACCGUUCUCAGAAGCGGCAACAACUACCGCACCACCCCCGCCGGUAAUGGAAAUGGCACCCGAUGAGAUGCUCAAUCCUCAUCCAGAUCUUGAUGCGUUACCAUCAGAAAUCGAUCGUGGAAUUACAGACGGCAUUGUCACCCAAUAUGAUGACUGGAAAGUCAUUAACGCUGAGGAAGUUCGCAGGGGCGAAGCCCUGGGAAAGGAGCGGGAGAGAAUGGGCUGGGACGAGGCUCAGUCAUUGGUCGCUCUUUCGCGCGCGCGGUCGUGA
This is a messenger RNA of Suillus clintonianus, 1479 nucleotides long. RefSeq lists its product as uncharacterized. The transcript has 2 exons. Gene Ontology annotation, cellular component: mitochondrion. Lineage: Eukaryota; Fungi; Basidiomycota; Agaricomycetes; Boletales; Suillaceae. Gene Ontology annotation, biological process: ubiquinone biosynthetic process. The record is from RefSeq and is a predicted model, not a curated record. The coding region runs from base 1 to 1479 and encodes 492 amino acids.